Messenger RNA from Drechmeria coniospora, 531 nucleotides. RefSeq lists its product as uncharacterized. The transcript is spliced from 2 exons. The record is from RefSeq and is a predicted model, not a curated record. The coding region runs from base 1 to 531 and encodes 176 amino acids. Lineage: Eukaryota; Fungi; Ascomycota; Sordariomycetes; Hypocreales; Ophiocordycipitaceae. Gene Ontology annotation, biological process: 'de novo' IMP biosynthetic process.
AUGGCCCAAUCCACGCCGCUAGUCCUCGUCACCAUGGGCUCGGAUUCCGACCUUCCCGUGCUCAAGGCAGGUAUCGACAUCCUGACCCAAUUUGGCGUCCCGUGGGAAGUCGACAUCACAUCGGCACAUCGGACACCUGCUCGGAUGGCCGAGGUCGCCACCCAAGCUGCCGGGCGCGGCAUCAAAGUCAUCAUCGCCGCCGCCGGAGGCGCUGCUCAUUUGCCCGGAAUGAUUGCAGCCUACACACCAUUGCCCGUCAUCGGCGUGCCCGUGAAAGCAACGCAUUUGGAUGGCAUGGAUUCCCUGCUAAGUAUUGUGCAAAUGCCCCGAGGCGUACCGACGGCCACUGUGGGCAUCAACAAUUCAGUCAACGCCGCCCUUUUAGCCAUCAGAUUCCUGGGCGCUUUCAUGCCUGAGAUGCAGGAGAAGAUGGUGGAAUAUCAGGCCCAAAACGAGAAGCAGGUGCAGGACAAGGCGAGUCGACUGAGAGAGACGGGCGUAGACGCCUAUCUGGCACAAAUGAAUACAUGA